Molecule: messenger RNA, 737 nt
Organism: Raphanus sativus (radish)
Lineage: Eukaryota; Viridiplantae; Streptophyta; Magnoliopsida; Brassicales; Brassicaceae
Product: 60S ribosomal protein L23a-2
Exons: 4
Coding region: 100-564 (154 amino acids)
Biological process (GO): ribosomal large subunit assembly; translation
Cellular component (GO): ribosome; cytosolic large ribosomal subunit
Molecular function (GO): rRNA binding; structural constituent of ribosome
Source: RefSeq, a predicted model, not a curated record
CUUACAAUAAUAAACAAUAAUAUAAAAGCUCAAACCCGAUCCAGGGUUUUCGCUUCGCCGCUCAGAGAGGUUUUGUGGAAAAGGAUCUCACUUUGAGCAAUGUCUCCAGCUAAAGUUGAUGUAACUAAGAAGGUUGACCCAAAGGCCAAGGCCUUGAAAGCUGCCAAGGCCGUGAAGUCAGGCCAAGUCAUUAAAAAGAAGGCGAAGACGAUCAGAACAAAGGUGACAUUCCACAGGCCAAAGACAUUGACAAAGGCUAGAGACCCAAAGUACCCACGCAUCAGUGCAACUCCGAGGAACAAGUUGGACCACUACGGAAUCCUCAAGUACCCACUCACAACCGAGUCCGCAAUGAAGAAGAUCGAAGACAACAACACCUUGGUCUUCAUCGUCGACAUCCGUGCUGACAAGAAGAAGAUCAAGGAUGCUGUCAAGAAAAUGUACGACAUUCAGACCAAGAAAGUCAACACACUCAUUAGGCCUGAUGGAACGAAGAAAGCGUACGUGAGAUUGACCCCUGAUUACGAUGCUUUGGAUGUGGCUAACAAAAUCGGGAUCAUCUAAUCCUUAUAUCGUCACUUUUUUUUUUCUUUUGGAGUUUUGAAACAGACUUCUUGUUUCUGUCUUCUUUAGUCUGAGUUUUGUUAGAGAAAUUUAAUGAUACUACUACAUCUCUUUGGUGUGCUUUAUGGUUGGUCUCGAAGAUAAUGUUUUGGUACCACUGGUCGGUUAUACUA